This is a messenger RNA of Durusdinium trenchii, 717 nucleotides long. The record is from the annotation of a GenBank genome assembly. Lineage: Eukaryota; Dinophyceae; Suessiales; Symbiodiniaceae.
AUGUUCAAGGGCGAGGCUCUCGGAUUGGAGGCGCUGCGUGCUGCAGGCGGCGUGUGCGUUCCGAAAGUCCUGCACUACGAUGACGACGGCAGUGGGGGCUCCUACAUCAUCAUGGAGAAGCUGAACAUGGGCGGUCGGGUCAAUAUGAAGGACUUCGGCAGGAAGCUGGCUGAGAUGCACCUGGCGGAGCCCGCGCAUCCAGAAGCCAAGUCGGGUAAGUUCGGCUUCCAGGUGGACAACACCAUCGGUGGAACUCCUCAGAAGAAUGCGUGGACAGAAGAUUGGGCCAGCUUCGUGAAAGAGCAACGCUUGGGGCCGCAGGUGCGAAUGGCGGGGAGCGGUCAGCUCACCCGAGUCUGGAAGCAACUCUUGGAGGAGACAGGUGAUCUAAGAGACCUCUUCAGUGAUGUCGAGGUGAAGCCGUCCAUACUGCACGGCGAUCUUUGGAGUGGCAACUACCAAGGCACACCUGAUGGGGUGGCCAUUUUUGAUCCUGCCACCUACUACGGCCAUCAUGAAGCGGAAUUUGGAAUGUCCUGGUGCGCGGGCUUCAACGGCGACUUCUGGAGUGGCUAUCGGGAGGUCAUACCCGAAGCGCCCAAGUACCGGCAGCGGGCGAAGCUCUACGAGGCAUAUCAUAUUAUUAACCACUAUAACCUUUUUGGUGGUGGUUAUCUUCAGCAAGGCAUCAGCCUGUUAGAAGCCUUGCUGAAGUAG